This is a messenger RNA of Cyclopterus lumpus (lumpfish), 1475 nucleotides long. It is a transcript of the gene cfap157, whose product is annotated as cilia and flagella associated protein 157. Lineage: Eukaryota; Metazoa; Chordata; Actinopteri; Perciformes; Cyclopteridae. Bases 39 to 1475 code for a protein of 478 amino acids. The record is from RefSeq and is a predicted model, not a curated record. Gene Ontology annotation, cellular component: cilium; ciliary basal body. Gene Ontology annotation, molecular function: microtubule binding. The transcript has 9 exons.
UCAUAGCAACGACCCAACUCGCUCCCUCGCGCCGCACGAUGCCCAAAAAGAAGGAGAAGAAACAAGAUGACGUCAAGAAAGCAGCGAAAAAGGAAAACUCUCCGACUGCUGCAGGUAAAAGCGGCUCCGAGGACAAAGAGAAACACCUGUACCUGAUUCAGAUGCGAUAUCUGAACGAGCAGCUGGAGAGGUACCAGCUGGAGUGCGGCCAGCAGGAGAGGCAGAAGAAGGAGCUGAACUCUCGGUACGGCGCGCUGGAGAAGGAGAAGAACGACAUCGUGGACUUCCUCAAGCGCUCCGUGCUGGAGAAGGAGGCCGAGGCCGAGGAGCUGACGGAGCGGCUGGAGAGUCGGCGGCGGGCCGCCGGCGAGGACGGAGCGGCUCUGAGGCUGCAGCUCCGAGAGCUGAGGGAGGAGCUGCGAGGCCGGGUGGAGGAACUCCACGCGGAAAACGCCACGCUCGUGGCGAGGCUGGCCGGCCUGGAGGAGUUCCAGGAGCAGAAGGAGCAGCUGACGUCCGACCUGGAGUCCCUGAGGAAGCAGCUGGCCGGUCAGGAGGAGCGACACGAAGCUGCCCUCCACAACCUGGAGAUGAACGCGCUGCUGGAGAAGAAGAGGUUGGAGGAGGAGAUGGAGGGCCACGUGGCGACCAUGGCGGCCGAAGUGCAGCACCUGGUGGACCAGAAGGUGCCGGCGACGACCAGGUCGGCCCUCCAGGAGAACGCGGAGGUCAAGGCCCGGAUCGGCCAGCUGUCGGCGCAGACCCUGUCCCUGAUGGGGGAGAACUCGGCUCUGCAGGACUGCAAGAAUCGGCUCGGCGUGGACGUGGACCUCCUGGAGGAGAUGCUCCGCGAGACGUCCCGCAAGAGCUGCGUCCGCAAGAAGGUGGCGGAGCAGCUGACGGAGAAGUGUCGGCGGCUGCAGGCGGAGCUGGAAGACGGGAGGCGAGAGCGCGAGCGGCUUCAGAGCGAACACAGCGGGGUCCUGGCCGAGGUGGAGGCCCUCAGACGGGAUCGGACCUCGCUGUCCGAGCGGCGCGCUGAAGGCGCGGCGGAGGUGAGCCGGCUGGAGGCGGAGCUACGGGAGGAGAGGAGGAGGAGGAGCAGGAUGAAGAGCAUCAUGCAGGAAGCCGCCGUGGCUCUCAGACAAGCCCUGAUGGAUGCGCGUACACACCAGGAGGAAGAUGAAGAGGAGGAGGAGGAGGAGUGGAUGGGGCUGAUGGAGAAGCUGCUGCUGGUUCUGGACCGGCCCAAACACGACCGGCUGGAGGAGCCGCUGACCUCCGACCCCUCAGCGAGCAGAGCAGUGGUGGUGAACCCGGGUCCGAGCCUGCGGUUCCAGCUGGCCCGCUACAGGCCGGGCGAUCUGGGCCUCGUACCGCGGCACAAAGCCGUGAGGCCCCUGCUCAGGAAGCCGUCCAGUCAGAAAACAGCCGGCUCCUUGAACCGCGUGGACUCCAGGAAGUCCUUCACUUGA